AUUACAGGUUGAUACGGUUGUCUGAGUCAUUGCAUUGCAUUUGCACUGUGGACGGUUGCUGUAGGACCAAUUAACAGAUCAAUAGACCUAUGGAAAUACACUGUUGAGGAUUAGGACUAGAUCUUGGAACUCAGGUCCCUUUUAAAAUGGAUCAAGACCUGUCGUCUCCGACGGACGAGAGCCCUUACGACAAUGCCGGUGGAGGCAACCUUGGUCGUAACACCGAAGAGCAUGCCUACGACAACGCAACAUUCGAGGAAGACACCGGGGAGCAGACCGCCGUCGACAUGCCACCGCCGUCCAAUGAACCCGUGAAUGACAUCUCUGCCGAGGACGAGAUCGCGGCCAAUAUGGACACUGAGCCUUCAUCCGUGAUCGACGUCAAUGCGGUGGACGGGGACGAGGACGCGGUCGAUGAUGAGGAUGAGAAGGAUGUCGAGACGCCAGAUGAUGAAGAGAUUCCUGUUUAUUCAUAUGUCGAUACAAACAAAUUAAAGGAAGAAUCAAGAUACGAUAGUAUCAAACUGAAGACAACAGAUAUGAGUGACGAGGAGUUGCAUCGCAGAAAACAAAAGUCAAUCAAAAUAUGUAUCGGUCUGUUUGUAUUUGUUCUCAUCGCAGUCAUUGUGGGACUCCUCGGAUUCUAUAUAGAUUUAUCAACGAAAGAAAUUACUACUACUACUCCAAGACCAACCACGAAACAACCCCUUAUUGAGAUAGAUUACAUAGGAGCCGAGGUUGUAGUUACUUUCAAUAAUAGGAAUUACACCGAUGCUUUGAACGACUCUACAUCUUCCGAAUAUCAGGCUUUGGUUGAUGAAAUAUCAAUGUUGGAGUUUAAUGUGUCCCCCAGAUCCGAGAUUUCGUAG
This is a messenger RNA of Lytechinus pictus (painted urchin), 869 nucleotides long. RefSeq lists its product as uncharacterized. The record is from RefSeq and is a predicted model, not a curated record. The transcript has 7 exons. The coding region runs from base 147 to 869 and encodes 240 amino acids. NCBI's taxonomy places the organism in Eukaryota, Metazoa, Echinodermata, Echinoidea, Temnopleuroida, Toxopneustidae.